Messenger RNA from Schizophyllum commune H4-8, 1208 nucleotides. RefSeq lists its product as uncharacterized. The transcript is spliced from 12 exons. NCBI's taxonomy places the organism in Eukaryota, Fungi, Basidiomycota, Agaricomycetes, Agaricales, Schizophyllaceae. The record is from RefSeq and is a predicted model, not a curated record. Bases 1 to 948 code for a protein of 315 amino acids.
AUGUCAACAGACAUGGCCGACGCAUCCUAUUAUGCCUCGGAGCUCCUGAGGUUGGUCAGGGUGAUCGAGGAUGCGCGGUAUGGCAUGGUCGCGGCGUACUCUCUGGGUGUCUACGAGUGGUUGCUGUCCCUUGACGAGGAGAUACUCCUCAUAAUUCGUGCGCCCUGGACAGCGAUGAAGUUCGCGUAUCUCUUCUGCAGAUACUAUUACCUCAUUUACUGGCCACUCAUGCUUUGGGCCUUCGUCGGCAAUCACAAUUACUCGUUAUGCCUUGGACUCACACGACCUGUCAAUGCCCUCUUGAUGCCCAUGCAAUUUAUCUCUCAAGGUAUUAUGGCGAUGCGCGCCUAUGCCUUUACGGGGCGCAACAAACGGAUCGCAAUCCUUCUUGUUACCUGCUAUACCUUGCUUGUCGGCGUCGAUAUCUGGACCUUCACGAUACACAUUUUGCUGCCGCCUCAGGAGCUGUAUACCCUUCUUGGAGGCACUGGCUGUUUUCCGAACUAUGGCGACAAGAGCCUCGCAUUUCGCUACGGUAUUUGCAUGCUUGCCGCCGUGCUCAUGGACCUCGUCUCGCUAAUCUCCAUGCUCUCGUAUCACCGCCACUUCGACAACAGCCCGGGAUCGCUCAGCCGCGUCUUUAUUUCUCAAGGCCUAUUCGUCUUCGCCUGCGUCGCGCUAAUGAACGCCGUUGGUGCGAUCAUAUAUUUCAAUCCCAUCACGCAUUAUAGCGGGAUUUUCCUGCCCGUGGUCGUGAUUACCUCCAAUGUCCUGGCCUGUCGAAUUAUUCUGCACCUCCGACGCAAGGCGUACCCGACUUCCUCUGAACUCAUGCGCCAGCACUCGAUUCUCGUCCGCGAGGACCUACGCACGCGCGACGAGAGUCAGCCGCCGCCGACGCCCUUGCACUAUCAGCGCAGCAGCCCCGACCCGUGGACGCAUAGGUAGCAUUCGUGGACACACAAUCCCUGAUCCCAGACUCGACUCUUGGAUGCUGAGGCGAUCGCUCCGCGAACACAGAGAGGACGAUCGUACGGAUCCCUCGGGCGAUUCCAUCCACCCCUCGGACGGAUGUAGUGCACUGCUCGGACCACUCAAUAGACAAUCCCCCCAUCACACACACUGUACACUAUUCCGACAAGCAAGCUCUUGUAACGUUAUGCGUAAUGUAUUGUACUAGUCUUUGAUAACCUCUUUGGGGUACAGUC